ACGCCAGCAGCGGGGCGGAAAUUCAGCAGCAUUAUCCACGGGAUUCUUUCGCUUAGGACUUUAAUAUCACAGUUCAGACUCAGGGAAAGAGAGACGAUUCGUUAAAACUGCACAAAGGCAUGUGAUGUCUCAGAUGUAGCGCUCGUCCUUCAGUCCUGGUGGUCAUGACGGAGACUGUGAACGGUGUGGCGCCCCGCGGGCCGUACAUCAGCGCCGUCACCAGCCGCGUGCUGAACCUGCUGAUGCGUUCCGCGCUGCUCUUCAUGGUGGGAGUGUUCCUCGCGCUCGUGCUGAACCUGCUGCAGGUGCAGCGCAACGUCACGCUCUUCCCUCCAGACGUCAUCAGCAGCAUCUUCUCCUCCGCCUGGUGGGUUCCUCCCUGCUGUGGGACGGCUGCAGCGCUGAUAGGUUUGCUGUACCCCUGUAUAGACCGGCGUCUCGGGGAGCCGCAUAACCUCAAGAGGGAGUGGUCGAAUGUCAUGCGCUGUGUGGCCGUGUUCGUGGGCAUAAAUCAUGCCAGCGCUAAGGUGGACUUCGUGAAUAACGUGCAGCUGUCUCUGACGCUGGCCGCCCUGUCCGUGGGCCUGUGGUGGACCUUCGACCGCUCGCGCAGCGGCUUCGGGCUCGGCGUCGCCAUCGCCACACUCGCCACUCUCGCCACUCAGCUGCUGGUCUACAACGGCGUCUUUCAAUACACCUCUCCGGACUUCCUCUACAUCCGCUCCUGGCUGCCCUGUAUCUUCUUCGCAGGAGUGAUAACGGUGGGGAACAUCGGACGACAGCUCGCUCUGUACGAGUACAAAGUCAGUCAGGAAAAGACUCAUCAGGAUUGAGGAGAAUCCUCCACACACACACACACACACACACAGCGAGGCGUCACUCUGUGUGUGUGUGUGUGAGGACCGACAGUGUUACGAUGAUCCUCCAUUCACCUCAGCAUCUACAAAUGUGUGUGUAACAGGAAUAUAUGAAGUCUCACACACCGUAUGGUCCAGCGCUGAGAUGCGGAGAAGUGCCAAACGGACUCUGAUUGGCCGAGCCGCAGGACUGUCCUCAUGACUGCAGGUGUGAGAGAAUAUUCAGACCCAUUACAUGUAGAGACAAAGCGCAGUCAAUCCGAGAAUAUGAGUAUGUGACGAGACGCCACCAUCGGGUCUCAUUCGUCAGAACCCAAACGAGUAAUAUGAGUUAUUAUGAGGGGGAAUCUCUCGCACACCCGAGGGCGCCGGCUCGUAUCCAGCACUAGUGGGCGUCAGAGCAUCACCACAUCCAGUCGGGACGGGGACUCACUGUUCAACAACUUCCUCAUGCUACACCCAAACAUCUCCUGAAAGACACAUCAUCCUACAUCAGAAAUCACCAUUUCACAAGAUGUAAACAACACUGGUCCAGAAGCACUUCCUGUUUCAGUUUGUAACUGUUUUCUUUAUUUCAC
Molecule: messenger RNA, 1435 nt
Organism: Pimephales promelas (fathead minnow)
Lineage: Eukaryota; Metazoa; Chordata; Actinopteri; Cypriniformes; Leuciscidae
Gene: insig2
Product: insulin induced gene 2
Biological process (GO): SREBP-SCAP complex retention in endoplasmic reticulum; cellular response to insulin stimulus; SREBP signaling pathway
Cellular component (GO): endoplasmic reticulum; SREBP-SCAP-Insig complex
Source: RefSeq, a predicted model, not a curated record